AUGAUUAAUAUUUAUAAACAAAAAACAAUAAAUUUAAGUCUUAAUAAUAAAGUGGUUUUAAAUACCAUUAAAUCAUCAAAUAGACCAUUUUCAAUAAUAAAUUAUAAUAAUAAUAGAUUAUUUUGUACAAGUAGUAAUAAUAACAAAGAUAUAAAUAAUAACGAAUCAUUAAUUAAAGAUGAAAAAUUAAAUAAUGUAGAUCCAAGUAUAAUUUUAUUAAAAUAUGAACCAAAUGUUAAACAUAUGACAAAAGAAGAAAUGAAAAAAGAUGAGAGACCAUGGCAUUUAAGAUUAAUGGGAUUCUAUUCAAAAGAUACUCUUUCAUUACACAAUAGUUACAAUAUUUAUGAAGCAAUUACAAAACAAUCAUCAGAUAUCGAAUUUUAUAAACAAUUUGGUUUACCAGUUAAUGUUAGAAGUUGGUUUGCAGUUUCAGUUUUAAAUAUUUGGAUCUCAUAUGUACGUUUAAGAAAAGAAGGUGCCAAAAAUUCAAAACAAAUACAAAUCGAUUUAUAUGAUCGUUUUUGGGAAGAUUUAGAAAAGAAAAUUGCUUUAGCUGGUAUUAAAAGAAGAUUCAUUCCAAAAUAUUUAAGAGAAUUUUAUACAUCUUAUUUAGGUUCAUUAAUUGCAUAUGACGAAGCAUUGUUUGAUGAUGCUACUUUAGUUAAUGCAAUUUGGAGAAAUUUCUUUGCCAUGAGUGAAGAUGUCAAAACUGAACAACUUUUAAAUUUAGUAAAAUAUGUUCGUUACCAAUUAAACCAUUUAGAUAAUGAUGUUAAAGAAGUUAUAAACAUUGAUUAUAUUCCAAUCAAUAAAGUUAAAUCAUUAUAA
Dictyostelium purpureum is the source of this 831-nucleotide messenger RNA. RefSeq lists its product as uncharacterized. Lineage: Eukaryota; Evosea; Eumycetozoa; Dictyosteliales; Dictyosteliaceae. The coding region runs from base 1 to 831 and encodes 276 amino acids. Gene Ontology annotation, biological process: mitochondrial respiratory chain complex III assembly. Gene Ontology annotation, cellular component: mitochondrion. The transcript is spliced from 3 exons. The record is from RefSeq and is a predicted model, not a curated record.